Molecule: messenger RNA, 615 nt
Organism: Puccinia graminis f. sp. tritici CRL 75-36-700-3
Lineage: Eukaryota; Fungi; Basidiomycota; Pucciniomycetes; Pucciniales; Pucciniaceae
Exons: 2
Coding region: 1-615 (204 amino acids)
Source: RefSeq, a predicted model, not a curated record
AUGCCAUGGUCUCAUCCACUAGAUCAGGAGUCGACCACGGCACCAACCCUCCCCCAACACGCAGAGGCCAAGGAAGGGGAAGAGGAAGACCUCGAGGUGGCGGUAAACGCGGCCCCAAAAGCGUUCCAAGGAGAGAAACCCCUGUCAGCGGGCCAACUCAACGCGAUAGACUUGCUUCAGAAGUCGAAGCAAAUCUACUUCAACGCGAAGAGCGCGGAGGAGUACGAGCUCCUCCCCCACUUGGUCAAACAGACCAUCGAGACGUUCCGCCUCGUCAGGUCAUUCCUGACCUGGCAAGAGACCUUAGCAAAACUCGACGGGUGGAACCCGUACAAGGAGAAGGCGGCAGCCGCACUCUGGGAGAAGUUCAAGAAGAACCCAGCGGCGGCAAACUCGAACAGCGCAGCGGCGUCGACCAGCGCGAUACCAGCGAACAGCGACAGGUUCAGGGGGUACAAGAUCCCCAAGAACGCGAAAGGCAAAGCGGCGACGAACGUCAAGAACAACAAAUUCAUGACGAGCGUGAAUAAACGCGAAAUGGAAAAAAGAAAAUGGAAGAAGGUCACUCACCUGGCACAAGCCAUGAUCGAAUUCCGCGACGCAGCCAACCUUUGA